AUGGAGUAUUUAGCUCUUCUCUUUUCGUUUUUAUUCCUCAUCUUCGAAAGCAUCAUUCGGGUUAUUACUUUGGCGUUGCCGGCGUCGGUCAUCAAUUUCUGUUAUACCAAAUCACGCUCGUUGUUUAAUUCCUUUUCAUCAAGAAAGUAUACUACAGUCUCUAGCUCUAAACAGGAGAAGGAUAUUGUCGCCCAUGUAAGGAAGGCGGAUGGUUUUACUGAAAUAUGUGAGAUUUGGAACAAGGGUGACUGGAUUGUUGAAGAACACGUUGUCCAGACUGGCGAUGGAUAUCUUCUAGGUUUGCACAGGCUGCGGAAGAAGGGUGUAAGGGGAAAUAGGAAUCAUAGAAAUUGGGAUUCUGGGAAAGGGGAUGGUGGAAGAAAAGUCGUUUAUCUGCAUCAUGGAUUGCUUAUGAAUAGUGAGGUUUGGGUUUGUUUAUUGGAUAAGGAGCGUUGUCUUCCGUUUGUCCUUGUUGAGAAGGGGUUUGAUGUUUGGCUUGGGAACAACCGUGGGAACAAAUAUUCUAAAAAAUCGAUCUAUCAUCCAUCCUCGUCUCCUAAAUUCUGGGACUUCAGUAUGGAUGAGUUUGCGUUCCACGAUAUUCCGGACUCAAUAAACUACAUCCUGUUGACAUCUAAGCAGAAGAGCUUAAGCUAUAUCGGAUUCUCACAGGGAACAGCACAGGCUUUUGCUACCUUAAGUAUUCAUCCGGACCUGAACGAAAAGGUCGAUGUUUUCAUUGCUCUGGCCCCUGCUAUGAGCCCUGAAGGCCUAUCAAAUCCUAUCGUUGAUGCCCUUAUGAAAACAAGCCCUAAUAUAAUGUUUUUGUUUUUUGGGCGGAAGAGCAUUCUGAGUUCGACCGCUUUCUGGCAGAGCAUUUUAUACCCUCCAAUAUUCGUUCGUGUGAUUGAUGUUGCCCUCAAAUUCCUCUUCAACUGGUCCGGGUCCAAUAUAUCUCUUCCCCAAAAGAUUGCUGCAUACUCAAAGCUUUACUCUUUUACCUCUGUUAAGAGUGUGGUACACUGGUUUCAAAUUAUUCGCAAUAAGUCCUUUCAGAUGUAUGAUGACGACAUACAAUCUCCCAUAGCUGCUUUCGCUGGUAAAGGCUUUUACAAAGUGGCAAAGUUUCCGACUAGAAACAUCACUACGCCGAUUACUUUGGUUUAUGGUGGUAAGGAUAGUUUGGUGGACAUCGAUGUCAUGUUGAGGGAAUUACCCGGGCACACAGUUGCGAAGGAAGUUGAACAUUAUGAACACUUGGACUUUCUGUGGGCAAAGGACGUUCACAAGCUGGUCUUUCCGCAUGUCUUGGAGGCUUUGGGAGCCUACACUGCUGGCGGUGAAAGGGGAAAAACAAGCGAAUUUCACCCGAAGCUAGUUUCAAAUUGCAGCGCUCAACCUUCCUCUCCGCUAACAGAUGGCAUUGUAGCUCGGGGCGCCGGAGGACAUAAUGGAUUGCCCUCUUACUCGGAUGAUGAGCGGGAUGCGUCGUCUUCGCUUGCAGGUGCUCUUGGUGCACUACUGGUCCCGUUCUCAAGGUCCAACUCUCCCGCAGAGCCAUUAGUCAUUGGAGACCCUAUCCUAGACCAUCCAGAAGAUAUUGUUAAACCUUUAGCCCCCUCUAGUGAGCGAGUCGUUUCACCGGAAACCAAACUCACGAUGCCGAUCCGUAUCAAUAACCCUCAACCCCAUUCCCGGAGAUCUGGAAGUGUCUCAAGCACAGAUAGCACUAGCAGAAGCCUUAUUGGUCCUGCGGGUAUUGCUUUAGGCGCUGGGAGACCAUCAACCGCUAGCGUAUCUACGGGGGUUCUGGUAGAAGCCAGCCCUAGCGGCAAGAGGAAGGAGAGGGGAAAUAGCGUCGGAAGUGCGGCUGUGGGCUUAGCACAGCGGAGCAGUACCUGGGCUCAGCCCUAG
This is a messenger RNA of Tuber melanosporum (Perigord truffle), 1914 nucleotides long. RefSeq lists its product as uncharacterized. Bases 1 to 1914 code for a protein of 637 amino acids. The record is from RefSeq and is a predicted model, not a curated record. The transcript has 5 exons. Lineage: Eukaryota; Fungi; Ascomycota; Pezizomycetes; Pezizales; Tuberaceae.